This is a messenger RNA of Tachysurus vachellii, 4285 nucleotides long. RefSeq names its product estrogen-related receptor beta (gene esrrb). Lineage: Eukaryota; Metazoa; Chordata; Actinopteri; Siluriformes; Bagridae. The record is from RefSeq and is a predicted model, not a curated record. Gene Ontology annotation, biological process: regulation of DNA-templated transcription. Gene Ontology annotation, molecular function: nuclear steroid receptor activity; DNA-binding transcription factor activity; steroid binding. Bases 763 to 1584 code for a protein of 273 amino acids. Gene Ontology annotation, cellular component: nucleus. The transcript is spliced from 6 exons.
GCUACUGCAAAAUGGCUUUUUUACUGCCAAACAUGUAAUACCUUCUCCACAUUCACGAGUCUUAUUGAAAAAUGAGUUGUCACAGCGGCACAUGCUGCUUUUGCCUCUUUAUCACCAGGACAGUAUUGUUAAAAGAGAGUGAUCUAAAGCCUCACAGUGAACAGCAGGUGAACUGCAGGCAUUUAAACUCUCCAGAAAUCAUACCUGAGAAUAUUCUAUAUGAACUGUAUGCCAUGCACUUUUUCCCCAGACAUCACUCUGCCUGCAAGUAAAGGCAUGAUACAUGUUGUAUAUCGAAACCUAGAAUAAACUUUUUAUUGUUCCAUAUUUCAUGGGCUUUAUCUCUUUCUACACCUUCCUGAACUGAGCCACCACUUUUCUAUAAACCAGUGUAGUUUAAUACCAAGCUGAAAAAGGUCAAAGGAAAUAUAAUCUAGCAAUAAGUUGCAGUAUUUUUGUCUAAUUAUUGAUGUAGGAUGGUAUCUCCUAGCAUGUGCUAUCACAUCGAGAACAGAAUACCUUGUCAUAAAGCUGAACAGAAUUUUCUUUUCAUUCUUUAUUUCUUCCAUUCUCCCUCUUUCCUAGCUUCAUUUAGCUUUUUUUUUUCAGUUCACUUCAUCCCAACCCUCAACCUCCCUACAGACAAAGACUCCACUGGCCUUACCUUUUCAAGGCAAAGGUAACAUAGAGUACAGCUGUCCGGCCACCAACGAGUGUGAAAUCACAAAGCGAAGACGCAAGUCCUGUCAAGCCUGCCGCUUCAUGAAGUGUCUGAAAGUCGGCAUGCUAAAGGAAGGCGUUCGUCUGGAUCGUGUCCGAGGAGGCAGACAAAAGUAUAAGAGGAGGAUUGACACAGAGAACAGCGCCUACCUGGGCCUCACCCUACCACCUCCUGCCAAGAAACCAUUGACAAAGAUAGUGUCCCACCUCCUGGUAGCAGAGCCAGAGAAGAUCUAUGCCAUGCCAGAUCCCACCAUGCCUGAGAGUGACAUCAAGGCACUGACCACACUCUGUGAUCUCGCUGAUCGUGAGCUGGUCGUCAUCAUCGGCUGGGCCAAGCAUAUCCCAGGGUUUUCCAGCUUGUCUCUGGGAGAUCAGAUGAGUCUACUGCAGAGCGCCUGGAUGGAGAUUCUGACCCUGAGCAUCGUCUUCCGCUCGCUGCCCUACGAGGACGAGCUGGUUUACGCUGAGGACUACGUGAUGGACGAAGAGCACUCUCGGCUCACGGGCCUGCUGGACCUCUUUGUCUCCAUCCUGCAGCUCGUCCGCAAGUACAAGAAGCUGAAGGUGGAGAAGGAGGAGUUUGUCACACUCAAGGCCAUCGCUCUCGCCAACUCAGACUCCAUGCACAUAGAGGAUGUGGAAGCAGUUCAGAAGCUGCAGGACGCUCUCCAUGAAGCGCUGCAGGACUAUGAGAACAGCCAGCACACAGAGGACCCACGACGGGCAGGCAAGCUGCUCAUGACCCUGCCCCUGCUGCGGCAGACCGCCACCAAGGCCGUGCAACACUUCUACAGCAUCAAGGUGCAGGGCAAAGUGCCCAUGCACAAACUCUUCCUGGAAAUGCUGGAGGCCAAGGUGUGAACAGGCCGGGCUAUGACGGCCAGGACUUUAAGAGACACACUAACUGAGGAGAAACAAGAGGAGAGACACACUGUUGAUUGACAAGCAGGUUACAGACUCACCUCUCUCCCUCUUUGUCUUUUCAAAUCUCUGUCUCCCUCUAUCUCUCUCACGGACAUGAGAUGUUUUUAAAGAACAACCUUAAAAAAAUAAGCAAAAUGAAAAACUCAGUAUAAAUAUAAAUGAUGAAGAGUUUAAAAAUAUAUAACAAAUCCUAUGUACUUGUACAGUAAUGAUUUUUUGUUGUUUAUGGUCUGUGAUUAUGUACGAAGAAAGAAAUCUCUCUAAGUCGGAGUGUUCUCAAUAAGGUGGACUCAAUAAGGCUUUUUUAUUUUCAGUUUUUGAAAAUCUAACUCUAUACAUGUCAUGAUUCAAUCGGAAGCAGUAUGUAACGUGGAGCAUCACAUGCCAAACACGUGUGAUCGUUCAGGCCGGAGAACUCAUCCAGGACUUGUAAAUAUUCAUCACAGAGCGAUAAAAUAAUGACUGGCAAAUGUCGGGGAAAAUGGCAGCCAUGUUGUCUUGCUCUGCUCAAAAGGAUGAGAAGACAAGGAUGUAAAUCAUAAAAUGUUAGCUUUUUUCACUUUAAAUGUUCUUGAAUAUACCUCUUCAGAACAGUGAACCUGCAGCAAGGAUUUAAUCAUACCAUGUACAGUACAGGAAGUGACAUAACUGGUAAACAUGUUUAAACAAACUAGUUAAGCCAGGUAGUCAGUCGUCUUACUGUGUAGUAACUCAGCAAUAAAGGGAGCUGAUGGUACAGAUUUAAUCGAACUGCUUCGCGAUGCUGCUGCCAUUAGAAUACAUUUCAUGUUACAUUUCAUACAUUAUGUGUACAUUAAGUGAGUGCAUUUCAGCAAUAAAUUGCACCACUUGCCUGUUGCACUGUGCUCAUUUGCUGAUGGUUGUUAACAUUGCUGAUGUUUCCUUCAGUCCAAAUUUGGUCAGCGGUGUAAGCUGGUGCUAAAUGUUAGCUGGCAGGCUGACAAACAGACCUGAUUUGGGCAGAGUGAAAGAUGAGUGAGGGAUUGGUAAGGGGGAAGGCUGUGGAGAGGGGAAUGAGGUUCAGAGGAGGUAUUAAAUGAUUUAUGCCAGGUGGCAUAAGUCCAGGAGAUUCCAUGUUCAAACAAUCAGAGGCCCAUACGUCAAAGGAACUAUUCUGGGUGUGUUAAGCCGUGGGUAAAGCCAUCCCGCACAGAGGAAGAAAGGUGCCCAGCAUCUGCUCAGCCCAUUUUAGACGUGACCAGGACUUUUUAUAGCCGCGGCACUUUUAUAGCAGUGUAUCCAAAUGAAGGUGAACAGCAGGUGCAGGUUUUUCACACCAGCGAUAUUUUUAGGCCUGCAAAGGUGGCAGAAGCCUGAAGAAUAGUGUGUGCACACAUUGAGGGCUCCUGACCCCAUGUUGACACAACAGCACUGAUGCAUUGAUUACUAAAAAGGGCUUUGGAGCAUAAACAGCUAAUUACCCUCCUAAACCUCCCCCUCCAAAGGUUUCCAACUAUGUAAGUGGUCAUGAUGGAUGACUAGAAACCACCGGCAUCACUCCUGUCUGAGAGCAACAUAGGAGCAACCAUGUGAAUUACGCUCGAAAGAGAGCCGCCAUGUUGUUUUGUUUGACCUUUGUGGUGCAUGAUUGGAAAUGUAGUUCAGUACUGUAGAUUUCUGUCACCCCCCCCUUUUUCCUCCAUUUGAGAGAGUCCAGACAGAAAGGGAUGGCUUAUACUACUGAUGUCAUUUUAUGUGAUGUUGUAAAUUGUGGCGCUGACACAAUUUGAUACUGUGAUCAAAGGAACUGACAUAGUGACGGGUGAUGGUGGCCAGCUCACUCACUAUAUCAAUGGCCAUGGAGAAUUGUGCUGUACACUCAUUGGCUACUUAAUGGCUGAAGACGCACCUGUUCAAUAAAACUGUUUAAACUUGAAGUGGCCACAGUCCUGUGUAUGGAAGAGGUUCAGCCAAGCAAAUAUGGACAAUGUAAUACAGGGCAUUUUUCAUUUUAUUGUGCAGAUGAUGUGGGUGAAAACAAGGACCAAUUCUGACUACAAUCAUGCUGUGAUACUAUUCCUAAAUUAUUCAGUACUGUUGCUUUGUUUUGUUUUGUUUGGUUUUGUUUGGUUUUGUUUUGUUCAGUUUUUUUUUCCAUACUGCAGUUCAUAAAUUAAAAGUACACUUGUGACUCCAGCAUGCAGUUUGACUUUUCUCUGUGAUUAAAACUCCAGUUUUGGCAAGACAGCUAUUCCAAUACACACCUUUGUGGUCUAUCUGUAUGAACUCUAACUUACUUGAAUUACAUCCUGUUAACUUUUUCACCAUUUAAAUCUCUCUGAAUCGACGUUAUCAACACAUGCAUUAUUUUGAAAGCCCACUGUAGGUUUCUUACACACUGUAACUUCAUGGUAACCUUCAGUUAUUCCUUAACAUUAGACAGUUAUUUGUAUAUUUGUAAUGCUAAUUGUAAUGUUAAAAAAAAAAACAAAAAAAACAAAAACAACCAACAAACAAACAAAAAAAAAAUGUUCCCACUCUUCUAAGCCCUUUAAGCAUGCUCUAGUCAGAAUUGGUCCAGUCGAAAAUGAAAAGGGAUUUUAUUUUCUCCUAAAAUAUAUUUAUUGUGUGUAUUAUAUCACUUUGUUCACACUGUACAAUAAUAUCUCUGAUUGUU